ACUAGUUAGUACGCGUAUCAAAUGCUCGGUGUAAACUAGGCCAGUGAUGGUCAUAUGUUUUUAAUCGAAAGACAUCUAAGUAUAUAAGGAUCUAUGACUAUAUUGGACCAUAAUGUAAAUACAUCAUGUAUUGGACGGACACAAAAUAUUGUAAAUCAUCGAAAUCUACAUAAACGUCAUAAACUCCAUAAAACAUCAUUGAAACCGUGGUAUGUACUAAGAUUCUAUUAAAGAAUCUGAAAUCCAAAGGCGAAGAAGAAGAAACGUCAUAACGCCUUGCUGCCUUAUCAGCAAAUGACUAAAACAACUAAUGACAAUAUCGAAGAUGAUAAAUGUGUUUGACAUUACCUCGAACGCUCCAGACGCUAUAAUUUUCUUCGCUGCAUCUGGCUGCCUUUGUCACACCUCAACAUGUUGCAAACAAUUUCUUUAGAGCCUUUGCAAAGUUUUCUAAGAUUAUCGGAUAAUACUCAGUGAUCUACAUAUGUUGAUUGAUAUUGAUUGAUAAAUCCAGUUACUUGGCAGUCUAUGCGUCAUGGAGAAACAGAGACAGAAGAAGAAACGGGAUAAAUCACGUCAUUCGACCCUGGCACACCGGAUACCGGAUGCUCCUACGCUAGAAGAGUUUGAGUGCCUGCUUGGGGAAUCACCCACGAAUUAUCCAAAAGGUGAAGCUGUAGAAGACAUAGAAAGUGAAUUGCAUUCGGCUGCUAUUGAUACGGAAAUUUAUGAGAAACAAGCUGCCGAGAGAGCAGCCUAUGAGAAAAAAUGUAGUCAGCAAGUUGAAUCACACAAGUUAUUGUUAGCGGAAGAUUCUUAUGAUGAAGUUGACACUGUCCAACCUUGCUUGGUCUCUGAGAACACUUUGGACGAUCAAAUGGAGCAGGUGCAAGAAGACGUUUCCACAAUUCAGCUGAUAGACAUAUCAUCGACUAUCUCAGGGGAACUCAGUCAAACAGUCCAGGAGACCAAGGAUGUAACAAAGGCUCCGUGUCAGAAGAUCUUGUCAAAGCAGACAGAGGUUUUGGAAGUUAAAAAAGAAAUGGCUAAUGUGUUCAAAGAUGUCAGGCCAUUUACGGAACAUCAACUGGCGUCCUUAUAUCACAAUCAGGAGUUGGCCUUAGUAGAUGCCUUUGUGACCGAGUUUACGGAAACACAAUUGAGAUGCGCGCCGCUGAGACAGCAGCACAGGCUGCACGAGCUACUGAUGAGCUAUCUCAGGGUGCGAAAUCACUUGAUUGCAAAUUCCUACGAGUUGGAGCGUUUGAAGAAGAGCUGCCGAGAGACGCAAAAACAACUUUGGUGUUUGGAGAAGACGUCGGAGACGGAGAAUGGCGAGUGCCAAGAUGGCAAUCCCGUCACUGCCACUCACGAAUAUUCGGUCGCACAUUUCAAUCAGCAAGCUCUAGUAGCGCUUUCCAGGACACUGUCCGCCAUUAAAGAUACAUUACACGACAGCCAGGCGUUGUACUGCUAUGAGGCAGAGUCUCUGCGUCUGCAAAUUGAGCACUACGUACAGAGAGUCGCUAGGAGUUUUAACGAGUUUGCUAAUCUUUCGCAAACAGCCUCAGCAAAUCUCUUACCAGAGCAAUUACCAUCUCAGACAGCCCCGCAACUGAUCGAGCUCAGAAUGUGCAUAACUGUCCUAUUCAACUUCCAACGUCGAGUUCUCAAGGAUGGUAAAUUCGUUACGGAUACCAGAGAGUGGUUGUCAAAGCUGGUGGCGGUGCUCUUAAGGGUUGCAACCUGGCAGGAUCAUUUGUUCCUACUGAAUCAUAUACUGCGAUGUCCUGGCGGCGUGAUGAAUUGGGCCAAGUCCUUCGUACAAGUUCCAGUGCCGCCAAAAAUCCUAGGAUUGAGUUCCUCGCCAUUUAAUGACGCGUACCUUGAUCAUAUGAUUGCCACUCUCGCAGUGAUCCUGCUGCCGAUCAAGGAUCGAGAUAAAUUCUUGGAGCAGGUAAAAUUAAAUAUUAAACAUUAACCGUUUUAAGAGAAAUUAAGAGAGUGUCCAGCGAUCUUUGAAUGUCCUUGAAUCCUGGAAUUAUUAUGGAAUUUAAUGUGCCCUGGAAAAUUCCUGGAAAACUCUUGGAAUUUCAGAAUUGACCUUGAAUUUUUG
Molecule: messenger RNA, 2116 nt
Organism: Wasmannia auropunctata (little fire ant)
Lineage: Eukaryota; Metazoa; Arthropoda; Insecta; Hymenoptera; Formicidae
Product: ectopic P granules protein 5 homolog
Exons: 4
Coding region: 536-1981 (481 amino acids)
Biological process (GO): autophagosome maturation
Cellular component (GO): cytoplasm
Source: RefSeq, a predicted model, not a curated record